AUGAGUUAUGAUGAAAAGUUAGAAGUUAAUGGUGUUUGGCCAUCAAAAUCAGCAUUAAAAGCAGCAGUAAUUGCUAGUGGAGUAGCUAAUCCUAAUGAUAGACGAUAUUGGAAAGUAAUAAGAAGUUCAAAAGAAUACCUUUCAUUAACAUGUUGUUUUGCUAUUCAAUGUAAUUGUCCAGCUAUUUUACGUGCUUCAAGAAGUUCAAAGUUACCUGGUAGACCUUGGGUUGUUAGAGAAGUUUGUUUAAAACAUGGAAAUGGUUGUAAAGGAAAAACUCCAAAAAAAUUUUUUGGGACAGAUUUUAUUAAAUCAGUGUUACCACCAGAGUUACUUUUAGGAACAUCGACUGAGGUUGCUAAAUAUUUAGAAGAAAAGAGUGGACUUUCUGUUGCUCGAAGAACUAUUUCAAGACUUCAAAAAGGAAGUAAACCAAAAAUAGAAAGAGUAAGUCAAGUUGUAAUGGAAUUUCUUAGAAAAAAUCCAGGUUCUAGUGCUUCUAUUCAAGGUCAGAUGGUUAGAAUUGUUUUUGGAGUAAUUAAAAAUGCAUUACCAUAUCUUCAACAUUCAUUAAUAUCAUCUGACAUUUGUUUAAAUAAUGGAUAUCAUAUGGUAAUUAUUAGUGGUAUGGAUGGAGAAAGACAACCAUUACCAUUAUGUUUUGCACUUGCUUUACAAAAUAUUGAUGUAUGGGAAUUUGUUUAUGAAGGUUUACAUGAUAUUCUUGGAGAUAGACAAGAUUCAAUAACAAAAACUAUUUCUAAUAUUCAUUUAUCUAAUGAAUCUAUUUAUAAAUUUGAAUUAAAUGACUCUGACACAACUAUGACAAAAACACUUUGUAAUAUUAUUAAUACAAUUAGUUCUUUAUUUGAAUCAAGAAAACGUCAAAUACAAUUUACAAAUAGUAAAUUUGUAAAUUGGUUAAAUAAAGAUAUUGAAUGGAAAAUAGAAGGUGCUUCUCAAAUAGAAUGUUAUGGUGAAUUUCCUAUUUAUUAUACUAAAACUUCUGUUCCAAUUUGUAUUGAUUUAAAUAAGAAAACAUGUAGUUGUGGUGAAUUUCAAAGAACAGGAACUCCAUGCAUUCAUGCUGUAUCUGUUAUUCAUUACUUACUUCAUGAAGAUUAUGAACAAUUUGUUGAUCCUUGUUAUUUUGCAUCUUCAUUAAAAAAAACUUAUUUAUUAUCUCUCCUUCCAAUUUCUUUCUCUACUAUAAAACAAAAUGAAGAAAGAAAAAGAGUUUGUGAAGAGAGUUCUGAAGAUUUAUUAAUGAAAAGAAAAAUACAAUCACCAAUUACUUUUUCAAAUGAACUAAAUUUUAACUAA
Molecule: messenger RNA, 1323 nt
Organism: Entamoeba dispar SAW760
Lineage: Eukaryota; Evosea; Mastigamoebida; Endamoebidae
Exons: 1
Coding region: 1-1323 (440 amino acids)
Molecular function (GO): zinc ion binding
Source: RefSeq, a predicted model, not a curated record